Nycticebus coucang (slow loris) is the source of this 3650-nucleotide messenger RNA. It is a transcript of the gene PABPC4, whose product is annotated as poly(A) binding protein cytoplasmic 4. The transcript is spliced from 18 exons. Gene Ontology annotation, cellular component: cytosol; ribonucleoprotein complex. The coding region runs from base 911 to 3151 and encodes 746 amino acids. The record is from RefSeq and is a predicted model, not a curated record. Gene Ontology annotation, molecular function: mRNA binding; peptidyl-prolyl cis-trans isomerase activity. Lineage: Eukaryota; Metazoa; Chordata; Mammalia; Primates; Lorisidae. Gene Ontology annotation, biological process: protein peptidyl-prolyl isomerization.
CAGGUCGCGAGGCGCCCUUCGACCAGCAGCGCCCGGGGCGGGCGGGUAUAAAUGGAGCGGUGGCUCCCCCAGCCGCCUCUCUCCGCCCCGGGUCGCUGCUGCCUCCUCCGCAUUCAGGCUCAGCAGCCUGAAGAAAAAAAGAGAAAAAGAUAAAAAAAAAAGAAAGAACGCGAAAACACUUCAAAAUCUAAAAAAAGAGAAGGGAAGAGAAAAAGCGAAUCCUCGGAGAGCCCGCGGGGAAGUCACUUUUGCACGCUUCCGGCCUGCCCCGCGCCCGCCGGUCUCCGUCCGUCGGUCCGGUGGUGAGCCGCCCGCCGUCCGUGCCGUGUGGCAGCCCCGGCCCCACGGCCUGUCGGCGCCCUAGCCCCCCGCGCCGGACGCACCACGUGUCCGCGCUGCCCUUCGCCCGCCCGCCCGGGGCUUGCCGAGUAGGCACCCACAAGAUUUGGUUUCCCUCUUCCCUGGCUGUUGUAAUCUUAAACCGCCGGGAGCCCGAGGCCUAUAUUUAUAAAGAAACGCGUGUCCUGAAGGCCGCAGUGGGCAGCUUCUGGUUGCAGGAUUUUUAACCCUUCGGAAGGGAAUUCCCCAUUUUAAUUUUUUUUUUUUCUGUAAUUUGGAGCUUCGAACCAGGACAGCUGAAAAUCACAAACUCCUAGGGAGGGCCAUAUUGUUUUUGAGAGCCUUUUGUCUGAGGUGUUGCAGUCCCGAGCGAGCGAGCGAGCGAGCUGCCCCUGAACUCCUGUUUCCCGUCCAGUCUCCGAACCUGCCUACGCCAGCUCGGCUUCGCUUCGCUCUGUGCCACCUGUGAGCUGCGGCGCGGGCCACGGCUCUCAGAGGGGUCCCUUUUGUCCUGCGUUAGGCCCUGUAAGAAGUCCUCCUGGCGGGGCUCGGGGUGGUGGGGGGUGGGGAAAUGAACGCUGCGGCUAGCAGCUACCCCAUGGCCUCCCUGUACGUGGGCGACCUGCACUCGGACGUCACCGAGGCCAUGCUGUAUGAAAAGUUCAGCCCUGCGGGGCCUGUGCUGUCCAUCCGGGUAUGCCGCGAUAUGAUCACCCGCCGCUCCCUGGGUUAUGCCUACGUCAACUUCCAGCAGCCAGCUGACGCCGAACGGGCCUUGGACACCAUGAACUUUGAUGUGAUUAAGGGAAAGCCAAUCCGUAUCAUGUGGUCUCAGAGGGAUCCCUCUUUGAGAAAAUCUGGUGUGGGAAACGUCUUCAUCAAGAAUCUGGACAAAUCUAUAGAUAACAAGGCACUUUAUGAUACUUUCUCUGCUUUUGGAAACAUUCUAUCCUGCAAGGUGGUGUGUGAUGAGAACGGCUCUAAGGGUUAUGCCUUUGUCCACUUCGAGACCCAAGAGGCUGCCGACAAGGCCAUCGAGAAGAUGAACGGCAUGCUCCUCAAUGACCGCAAAGUGUUCGUGGGCAGAUUCAAGUCUCGCAAAGAACGGGAAGCUGAGCUUGGGGCCAAAGCCAAGGAAUUCACCAAUGUGUACAUCAAGAACUUUGGGGAAGAGGUAGAUGAUGAGAAUCUGAAAGAGCUAUUCAGCCAGUUUGGUAAGACCCUCAGUGUCAAGGUGAUGAGAGAUCCCAGUGGGAAAUCCAAAGGCUUCGGCUUUGUGAGUUAUGAGAAACAUGAGGAUGCCAAUAAGGCCGUGGAAGAGAUGAAUGGAAAAGAAAUCAGUGGUAAAGUCAUCUUUGUAGGCCGUGCACAGAAGAAAGUGGAACGACAGGCAGAGCUAAAACGGAAAUUUGAGCAGCUGAAACAGGAGAGAAUUAGUCGAUAUCAGGGGGUGAAUCUCUACAUUAAGAACUUGGAUGACACUAUUGAUGAUGAGAAAUUAAGGAAAGAGUUUUCUCCUUUUGGAUCAAUCACCAGUGCUAAGGUAAUGCUGGAAGAUGGAAGAAGCAAAGGAUUUGGCUUUGUUUGCUUUUCAUCUCCUGAAGAGGCAACCAAAGCAGUCACUGAGAUGAAUGGACGCAUUGUGGGCUCCAAGCCACUGUAUGUUGCCCUGGCCCAGAGGAAGGAAGAGAGAAAGGCUCACCUGACCAACCAGUAUAUGCAGCGGGUGGCUGGAAUGAGAGCACUGCCUGCUAAUGCCAUCUUAAAUCAGUUCCAGCCUGCAGCUGGUGGCUACUUUGUGCCAGCAGUCCCACAGGCUCAAGGAAGACCUCCAUAUUACACACCUAACCAGUUAGCCCAGAUGAGGCCUAAUCCACGCUGGCAGCAAGGUGGGAGACCUCAAGGCUUCCAAGGAAUGCCAAGUGCUAUACGCCAGUCUGGGCCUCGUCCAACUCUUCGCCAUCUGGCUCCAACUGGUAAUGCUCCGGCCUCUCGUGGCCUCCCUACUACCACUCAGAGAGUCGGGUCUGAGUGCCCGGACCGCUUGGCUAUGGACUUUGGUGGGGCUGGUGCCGCCCAGCAAGGGCUGACUGACAGCUGCCAGUCUGGAGGCGUUCCCACAGCUGUGCAGAACUUAGCACCUCGUGCUGCUGUUGCUGCUGCUGCCGCUGCUGCUGCUCCUCGGGCUGUUGCACCAUACAAAUAUGCCUCCAGUGUCCGCAGCCCUCAUCCUGCGAUACAGCCUCUGCAGGCACCCCAGCCUGCAGUUCAUGUGCAGGGUCAGGAGCCUCUGACUGCCUCCAUGCUGGCCGCAGCACCCCCCCAAGAACAGAAGCAGAUGCUGGGAGAACGUUUGUUCCCGCUCAUCCAAACAAUGCAUUCAAAUCUGGCUGGAAAGAUAACGGGAAUGCUGCUGGAAAUUGACAACUCUGAACUGCUGCACAUGCUGGAGUCCCCUGAGUCUCUCCGCUCCAAGGACAGAGUGCAGUGGCAUAACCAUAGCUCACUCCAACCUCAAAUUCCUGGGCUCAAGGGAUCUUCCUAUCUCUUCCUUCCUAAUAGCUGGGAUUACAGGAUGUUGAAACAGCUGUGGAUAGCAGGCCAAUUGUCCAUGGCCAACUCUGGCCCAAACAUCACUGGCUCCCAGUUCUUCCCAAUGUGUGACAAGACAGAUUGGCUGGAUGGCAAGCACGUGGUGUUUGGCGAGAUCACUGAGGGCCUGGAUGUCUUGCGGCAGAUUGAGGCCCAGGGCAGCAAGGACGGGAAGCCAAAGCAGAAGGUGAUCAUCGCUGACUGUGGGGAGUAUGUGUGAGAAGGCGCUUCCUGUGCUCCCCUCUCUUUGCUCUCGCCCCUGUGGGUCCAGGAGGGAGCUCCCAGCCUCAGCUGUUUGAAGUGGGCAGCGUUUGUGGUAUGACCCCUUCCUCGGGGUCGCUUUGGAGCAGCUCCUCUGCGGGCACAGGCUGGACUUUGUCCAGGUGCACCUGUGGGCCCAGAGCCAGCAUGGGGGCCACCCUCCCCACUUUGGGCAGGCUGUGCAUGGAUAUUGGCUUUUCCUGGCAUUUGCUGCUAGGUCCGUUCUGGGCACACCAGUUGGCACCUGGGAUGUUUUUGUUACUAAAAUAAAAUCCUAUUUCUUGUACUGCUACCUCUGGAUAGGUGCCGGAUGUUUGCAGAGGUUGCAGCUGGCACAGGCCAUAGCAUCUUCCCCAAGGUUACCUUUGCCCUGGAGGCCAAAUCAUUGAGGAUACAAAUUGUUAGUCCAUUACAGGGCAGCAGAAGUCAAAACCAUGUAAAAGUCCCCCCCUCCUCUA